GUGCAGCACUGAAAAAUGGCUGUUGUUGAGUUUCUGCUGUAUUUUCCAGGUAUCGCAGGUACAUUACUGGGAGCUUUGCUGUUGUUAUUGCUCUUAUAUCACCUUUCCUCGGACCACAAAUCUCAGAAAGAAGGGAAAGAGCCACCGGGACCCAAAUCACUGCCGCUGUUGGGGAACCUGCUGACCCUUGACCUCACAAGACCUUUUGACAGCCUUUGUGAGCUCUCCAAAACCUACGGGAACAUAUUUCAAGUGUUUUUGGGUCCUAAAAAAGUUGUGGUAUUAGUUGGAUACAAAACCGUCAAAGAGGCCCUUGUCAACUAUGCAGAUGAGUUUGGGGAGCGAGAUAUUACACCUGGUUUCAGGAUACUUAAUGAUGGUCAUGGGAUCCUCUUUUCCAAUGGAGAAAGCUGGAAAGAAAUGCGACGCUUCGCUCUCAGCAACCUGCGGGACUUUGGGAUGGGCAAGAGAGGAAGUGAAGAGAACAUUAUAGAGGAAAUUCAAUAUCUGAAAGGAGAGUUUGAUAAGUUUGAAGAGAAACCCUUCGACACGACACAGCCGGUGAACUACGCUGUGUCAAACAUCAUCUCAUCUAUCGUGUACGGCAGCAGAUUUGAAUACACAGACCCUCAAUUCACUGAAAUGGUCGACAGAGCAAAUGAAAAUGUUCGGGUUAGUGGGUCGGCGUCUAUGAUGCUAUACAAUAUAUUUCCGUGGUUGGGUCCGUUCCUAAACAGCAAAAGGAUUAUUAUGAGGAAUUUGAUGAAAAAUAGAGCAGAAAUUGUGAAAUUAAUCACUGGACUGCAGGAGACUCUAAAUCCACAUGACCGCAGAGGGUUUGUCGACUCCUUCCUCGUCCACAAACAGAGUGAUGAGCAAUCCGGCAAGAAGGACUCAUUCUUUCACCAUGAGAAUCUUCUCAUGACGGUGGGAAAUCUGUUUGUCGCUGGUACCGACACCACAGGAACGACUCUGCGCUGGGGUCUGAUGCUUAUGGCCAAAUACCCUCAUAUACAGGAUCGAGUUCAGGAGGAGAUUGACAGAGUGAUCGGUGGACGUCAGCCAGUGGUGGAAGACAGAAAGAAAUUACCUUAUACAGAUGCUGUGAUCCAUGAAACCCAGAGACUGGCAAACAUAGUGCCCAUGAAUCUCCCUCAUAUGACCAGCUGUGACGUUACCUUCAAUGGAUACUUCAUCAAGAAGGGCACCACUGUAGUUCCUCUGCUGACGUCUGUUUUGAAGGAUCCAAGCGAAUGGGCAAAACCAAACAGCUUUUACCCAGAACACUUCCUUGAUGAGAAGGGGCAGUUCAUCAAGAGAGAUGCUUUUGUUCCCUUUUCUGCAGGCCGCAGGGUUUGUCUUGGAGAGGGUUUGGCCAGGAUGGAGCUCUUCCUGUUCUUCACCUCUCUCCUUCAGAGCUACCGCUUCACAACUCCACCUGGAGUGUCUGGAGAUGAGCUGGAUCUCAAAGGAGUAGUAGGAAUAACGUUGAAUCCGUCUCCACACAAGCUGUGUGCGAUCAGACGCUCCUGAUACUUGACAAUCAAAACAUAUUAUACUUAAUUUUAAGUAAGAACUGUCAUGAUUUUGCUUGAUCUGAGUAAAUGCACAAAAUGUAAGUUUGCAAAUAACUUAAAAAACCUGGGGAGAAAUGUGUAAAAUCACUUCAGACUUUUUUUACUGCUGUUUUUG
Sinocyclocheilus anshuiensis is the source of this 1692-nucleotide messenger RNA. RefSeq names its product cytochrome P450 2K1-like. Gene Ontology annotation, molecular function: oxidoreductase activity, acting on paired donors, with incorporation or reduction of molecular oxygen, reduced flavin or flavoprotein as one donor, and incorporation of one atom of oxygen; heme binding; iron ion binding. Lineage: Eukaryota; Metazoa; Chordata; Actinopteri; Cypriniformes; Cyprinidae. The record is from RefSeq and is a predicted model, not a curated record. The transcript has 9 exons. Gene Ontology annotation, biological process: xenobiotic metabolic process. Bases 16 to 1533 code for a protein of 505 amino acids. Gene Ontology annotation, cellular component: intracellular membrane-bounded organelle; cytoplasm.